This is a messenger RNA of Nothoprocta perdicaria, 1945 nucleotides long. RefSeq names its product parkin coregulated like (gene PACRGL). Bases 67 to 747 code for a protein of 226 amino acids. The transcript has 8 exons. Lineage: Eukaryota; Metazoa; Chordata; Aves; Tinamiformes; Tinamidae. The record is from RefSeq and is a predicted model, not a curated record.
CCCUGGCAACCGGCCGGAAGCGCGGCGGGGCGCGGAGCUUCCCGCGCGGUGCUGCGGCCUGCAGUAAUGUCGUCAAUCGUCCGAAUAAGACCAAAGGCUAUGAUACAGAAGAGCAAGACAUCUUCUCCUUUGCCUUGUUCUCCAGAACCGGCAGCUAAACUGCGACCAAAACCUAGUGACAAACUGAAUCCCAAAACUAUUGAUCCGUUUGGUGAUCGCACUAGAGCACCUUCAGCCUUUGCUGCUAUUUAUGCUAAAGGUGGCAUUCCAUGCAGGUUAAUGCAUGGCGCAGUAAAGCACAGACUACAAUGGGAAAGUCUUCCUGAAACUCUACCUUUUGAUCCUCUUCUUAUAACUUUAGCAGAGGGCCUAAGAGAGACGAGACAUCCCUACACAUUUGUUUCCAAGGAAGGUUUUAAAGAAUUGCUUUUGGUUGAAGAUGCUGCUGAAAAAGCAGUUCCCUUGUUGCCUCGUCUGGUUCCAGUAUUAAAGGCUGCAUUGGGCCAUUCGGAUGAUGAAGUAUUUGAAAGAGGAUUGGAUGCUUUAGUUCAGCUGAGUGCUGUUGUUGGCUCUUCUCUUAAUGAUCACCUUAAGCUUCUACUCACAAAUCUUUCAAGAAGAUUAAUGGACAAGAAAUUUAAAGAAAAAAUCACUGUUGCUUUACAAAAGUUGGAGCAAUAUGGUGGACAGGCAACUGUUGCUAUCAUCAAAUCAAAAAUUCCCACCUAUUGUUCUGUCUGCUCUUGAACAAGAAAUCCAUAGUGACUUGCACUGCAUGGUGUUGCUUGGGGCGAAGCUGCCUGUGAUCAUCACCCACUGGUACUUGGGUAUCAUAUUUUGCUACACUAACCAUAGCUCUUCUGCAGUGUGAUGGAGAGUGGGAAAAGCCAUACCAGUUUGUAAAAAAGUAAUUAUGGAAGACCAUUUAAAAGAAAUACAUCUGUAUUGGCUGAUACAUGUUUGUGCACUUCUGUGCUUACAAUUACAUUAACUGAUUAGCUAUUUUUUUCAAAAGUAUAGUCAGUAUUGACUGUAUUGACUUGUAUUUUGUUGUAAAUUUAAAUUCCCUUUAAUAGUUCAGCAGUGUUUGAAAUGUUUCCUGCUUGUGUGAUGUAAAAUAAUUUGACUAAUUACUUAAAUAGUAGCAAACUUAAGUUAAAUGUGUAUAUUAUAUUUGAAAUACCUGUUAUUUGUGCCACAGACCUAGAUGACCCCAGUUUGGAUUCAUCGGGAUAGACGUACAUCUGUGAGAACUCAGCCUGACUUGCCGAGUCAGGCUGGACAGAUGUGAAGCUCAAGGUACAACAAGGUAGCAAGACCUGGGCCUGCCUGGUGCAGCAGGGUUCUCAGCACACCGUUCCUAGAGCCAGGGAGACUCUGCAGGGCACGGUAGAAAGGCAUCAGUGCAUCAGGUUGCUCCACGUAGCUGCAGCCUAGGUUUUCACUCACCAAUUUGAGUGAGCUGAAUAUAAGCAGAGGGAACUGGGAAUUUUACACUGUAUUCCCCUGCAUAUGGUUUUGUAAUGCUACAGAUAUGCUUGGGAUGAGCUUCCAAAGUUAGUCUUGGAAAAGCUAGUAAGCUUGGCAACAUGGAAGCUGUGGAGAAGCUUGUGCUAAAGACAAUAAAAGGACUGCAGGAGCCAACUUACCUGUUGGCAAGCCCAGUAGGCUGUGGCAUUUGUCUGGGAUCAUACUGGAGCUUGACUGCAAAAUGCUUCCCAAAAGGCCUCAUAGUUAAUAGGAGGGCAGGUUGUUCUGGUUUAUCCCAGGAGGGAGAGCUGACUAAAGCAAGUAACAGAAUUUGCUGUUGCAUCUCUUCCCUGUUCCCUGAGGAAAAUUAAAUGCCUUUGUCACGUAAAAGCAUAUAUUUAGUAGAAUGUCUGAAGAAUUACUGCUGGGUGGUUACUGAACUGUACUAAGAUUAGUUAAGAUGUACGUAUUUAAG